Callithrix jacchus (white-tufted-ear marmoset) is the source of this 2866-nucleotide messenger RNA. It is a transcript of the gene OR4D5, whose product is annotated as olfactory receptor family 4 subfamily D member 5. Gene Ontology annotation, cellular component: membrane. Gene Ontology annotation, molecular function: G protein-coupled receptor activity; olfactory receptor activity. The record is from RefSeq and is a predicted model, not a curated record. Lineage: Eukaryota; Metazoa; Chordata; Mammalia; Primates; Cebidae. Gene Ontology annotation, biological process: G protein-coupled receptor signaling pathway.
AGAAAUAUGUCACCCCAUGGAAGCUUUGUCAAAGGUCUGGCAUGCAGGGAUGCAUCAGGUUUUCUAAAUUAAGACCACAUGUAGUAUCAAAUAUUAAAAUAAUGGAGACAUUGAGGACAUUUUGGUUAAUUUUAUAUCAUAGAUGAGGGAAAUAAGGCUUAAAGAAUUGCAGAUAUUUUUUUUUUCUGUUUACACAACUAGUUACUGGCAGAACCGAAAUUCAUUUUCAGUUUAACACUCUCUUCUCUACAUCCCGUUUUUCAAUUUUGAGGGCUUAUUAUUGUUGAUAAUAGCCCUCAUUUUGGUUUAUAGCCCUCAAAAACCAAAAAUAGUAGGAGUGCUAUCCUGAGUUUUAUGCCCUUGGAGAUUGAUAUCACCAGUACAUGAUGUUCAAAUGCUUGGUGUCCUGCAGAACCACUUACAACAUUCUCCUUAUUGGAAAUGAAAGAGUGGAGAAUUUCCCGGAUUAUUAGAGAAAUUUGCAGAUCCCCUUAAGAAUAUGUCCUUUUUUCUCAGCAGGUUCAUUGACCAGUUCAUACCGACAAGAUGAAUCCAGCAAAUCACUCCCAGGUGGCAGGAUUUGUUCUACUGGGGCUCUCUCAGGUUUGGGAGCUUCGGGUUUUUUUCUUCACUCUUUUCUCUGCUGUAUAUUUUAUGACUGUAACAGGAAACCUUCUUAUUGUGGUCAUAGUGGCCUCUGACCCACAUCUGCACACAACCAUGUAUUUUCUCUUGGGCAACCUUUCUUUCCUGGACUUUUGCUACUCUUCCAUCACAGCACCUAGGAUGCUGGUUGAUUUGCUCUCAGGCAACCCUACCAUUUCCUUUGCUGACUGCCUAACUCAACUCUUCUUCUUCCACUUCAUUGGAGGCAUAAAGAUCUUUCUGCUGACUGUCAUGGCAUAUGACCGUUACAUUGCCAUUUCCCAGCCCCUGCGCUACACACUCAUUAUGAAUCAGACUGUCUGUGCCCUCCUCAUAGCAGCCUCCUGGGUGGGGGGCUUUAUCCACUCCAUAGUACAGGUUGCAUUGACUAUCCAGCUGCCAUUCUGUGGGCCUGACAAGCUGGACAACUUUUACUGUGAUGUGCCUCAGCUAAUCAAAUUGGCCUGCACAGACACCUUUCUCUUAGAGCUUCUAAUGGUGUCUAACAAUGGCCUGGUGACCCUGAUGUGUUUUCUGAUGCUCCUGGGAUCCUACACAGCACUGCUCUUCAUGCUCCGAAGCCACUUACUAGAGGGCCGCAGCAAGGCCCUGUCCACCUGUGCCUGUCACAUUGCUGUGGUGACCUUAAUCUUUGUACCUUGCAUCUACAUCUAUGCAAGGCCUUUUCAGACAUUCCCCAUGGACAAGGCAGUCUCUGUGCUGUACACAGUCCUCACCCCCAUACUGAAUCCUGCCAUCUAUACCCUGAGAAACAAGGAAGUGAUCAUAGCUGUGAAGAAGCUGUGGAGGAGGCAAAAGGACCUUACUGGUACCCUGGAGUGCAGACCCUUAGAUUAGCAGAGGCAGUGGCCUGAGAAUCUGAAAGACGCUUCAGGGUAUUAGCUUGCUUGAUAGGACCCUCAAGGUAGAUAAAACUUUAUGCCCACUGCUUCUCCAUUGUUCUUAACCUCAGUCAGGUUCUGGUUACCUGAACAAUUAGCCACAAUGGAAGAUGGGAUGAGUGUGUCUUAGAACCAAUUCUAAGUGCCUCCCAGAUGAAAGGUAUCAAGUUCUAUGCAGAAGUACUGUUUGGCUCAAAGACCGCUUUCCCAGGUAAGAAUAAUAUUGGCCUUGCUGAGAAAGUUUCAACUAGUAAAUCUGGUGUCUCUUUCCUGAUAUCACUUUUUGGACACAAAAUAUAUUGGAAGAGGUUAAAAUAGUUUUAAAUUUCUUUAAGACAAGGGUUCUCUUGAAAUAUUGGACCCUGAGUCCCAGUGGAGAUCGACUGAUAGUUGAAUGUUUGUCAGUGAGGAAAAAGGAAAUUACCUUGAGCACAUUACUUUCUUCCUCAUAGUUUCCUAGGGCCACUGUUGUUGCCAUCAGCAUCCUCAUUGUCAUCAUCUUUAUCACAUAAAUAAAUUUAAUGAGAGCUUACUAUGUUCCAGACACUGUACCAGGUGGUUUACUUUUAUAAUUUAUUUUAAUUUUCUCAAAUUAAAAAUUAAAAUUCUUAUGAGGUAGGUAUCAUCUUUACUUUAAACAUGAGUCAAUUGCAAGUUAGAGACAUUACAUAACUUACUUAAGGCUCCAGAGCUUGUUUUCUGGAAUCCAACCGAAGUCUAUACAUUGUCAGUGCCCAAGUCCUCAAUGGUGUCUAAAACUUAUAGGUUCUAAGGAUCUGUGGAUUUAUGUUAUCAUGGAUAGAGUUUAUAUCAUCAUGAGUUAUACUGACAUCAUAGACUUGGCAUUUGAUCAAACUUUUAAGAUAUGGCUUGAUCAUUCAUUCCCUUACAACCCUUCAGAGGCUUUCUAUCGCCUUAAAAAAAAAAAACCCAUGAAUAUGAUAGAUAAGAUGUUUUCUGACUUGGCCUCCACCCAUCUUUCCAAUCUCACUUCUCUAACUCCACUCUUUGCUAACCCUCUAUUUGCAUUUACUUCUCUCAGUCUCUCCUUACUCCUAGGGUUUGUAAAUAUUCUUUACUGACACUGGGAUGCUCUUCUUUCAGUCUUUGCCUAGCUAACUGUUGCUCAAUCUCAAUCCUUGGUCUAAAGAUUGCUUCCUCAAAGCUGUGUUUCCUGAUCUUUAAUCCAAAUUAAUUUGUCCUUAGUAGUGCCUCUAACAAAACUCCAAAGUAUUUAUCACAAAUUUCAGUUGCAUACUGAUUUAUGUAUUUAUUUUUGUGUCAGCCAUUGCCCACUAUCCUAUAAAUUCUAUAAAACA